AUGGCCAGUGCGAAGAUUGUCUCUCUUGCGAUUCGCACGAUUGCGAAGCCUAUCGCAACGCAACUGAAACAACAGGCUGUGCAUCAUGAGAAAUUCAAAAAAAUUUGCAUUUCCCUCGCGCAGUUCAUGCAUCGCUCCGAGGCGCGGCUUCGGGCUAAUCUCCUGGCCAACGGCGAGCCGGUCAAGGUCCGUCCACUGAAUGAUGCCAAGGCCAUCACGAACGGAGCCAAUGCCAUUUCAGAAGGCUUCCUUUUUGCGGUGGCGGCUCUCAUUAUCCUGGGAGAAACGUAUCGUGGCAGCCGCAGUCGCGCUCAUGAACGUGACCGUGUGGAAGAUGAGCUAGUGUCGCUCAAAGAGCAGAUCGAGCAACUGAACUCUAAGAUCCACUAUGGUCAAGACGGCGAGGAGACACCACUUAUGUCACACACCUUGGCACCAUCGAUUCUUACUCAAAAGCCAUCCAACAUGUCCAACGAGUAUCUCUCCUUGGUUCACUCGCUCCAAGUCCUUUGGGCGCUGGCAGAAAAAAAUGGAUGGAUGGAUGAUACGAAGGCCCUUCCCUCAGAACUAAAGUGGCUGCUUGAGCACAAGUCAUCGUCCACAGAGGACAGUCCAGCAUCAAGUUCGGACGAGAACACGUCCCCUGAUUCAUCUGCUGAAGUUGCGCGUGUCACUACCCAUGAGAUUGCCAAGCAAAUACGCGACUCACUACAUUCCCCUCCCUUCUCUUCCCAUCACCGAUCAUCUUCGUCGUCACAAGGGUAA
Malassezia pachydermatis is the source of this 765-nucleotide messenger RNA. RefSeq lists its product as hypothetical. Gene Ontology annotation, biological process: regulation of lipid metabolic process. Gene Ontology annotation, cellular component: mitochondrion. The record is from RefSeq and is a predicted model, not a curated record. The coding region runs from base 1 to 765 and encodes 254 amino acids. The transcript has 3 exons. NCBI's taxonomy places the organism in Eukaryota, Fungi, Basidiomycota, Malasseziomycetes, Malasseziales, Malasseziaceae.